AUGUUCAGCAUGACUGUGAUGGUGUCCCCGUCUGCGCUGACCGGUGGUGGAAAUCUUCCAGGCCAAACUGGAUGUUCCUUGAGAUCUGCACAAGUUGAUGCCAAGGAAAUGUUGCCAGAACAAUCACACCAGAGAACUGAACAAAGCUGUGGUGGAACUGUUCCUGAGAAUUGGUUUCCAUCCAAUCUCAAUGUAAUGGAUGCAUUCAGCUCAUGGGGAAGCACGCCGGUCAGCCUGUUGUCUUGGAGAUACAAGGUUUCUAAUGAGGUCAUCAAGCCAAUCUGGGUUGGUAAAGUCCCCGUGAUGUAA
This is a messenger RNA of Seminavis robusta, 309 nucleotides long. NCBI's taxonomy places the organism in Eukaryota, Bacillariophyta, Bacillariophyceae, Naviculales, Naviculaceae. The record is from the annotation of a GenBank genome assembly.